This is a messenger RNA of Chondrus crispus (carragheen), 510 nucleotides long. RefSeq lists its product as hypothetical. The transcript has a single exon. The record is from RefSeq and is a predicted model, not a curated record. The coding region runs from base 1 to 510 and encodes 169 amino acids. NCBI's taxonomy places the organism in Eukaryota, Rhodophyta, Florideophyceae, Gigartinales, Gigartinaceae.
AUGUGUUGCAAGCUGCGUAGUACCAAGGGUACUUUGAAGCUUUUUUUUACCGCUCUUCCGCCCGCGCUUCUUCUCCAUCCCCACUGUCGACACAAACAUACUGUAAACGUCACCUCGCCGCGCCCGUCGCGCUCGUCGAACCUCACGCUGCUCGUGCUCAUCACCCGCCCCUCCCGCUCCUUCUACGCCAACGCCUCUUGCACGGCCGCAACCACCGCUUUCCCCUUCUCCUGCCGCUUCCUCGUCUACCACUCCGCCUCCUUCUUCUUGAUCUCCUGCAGCCGCUUCAGCUUCCCCAUCGCCGCCGACGCCUUCCGCGCCUGCUCGGCCGCCCGUCCCACCUCCUCCCCCGCCGUCUUCGUCCGCCGCCGGUCCUGCUCGCGCUUCAACUUCCUCUGCGCGCUCUCCUCCACCCGCUCCAGCUUGCUCUCCAGCCGCGAGAUCACCGUCGUCGCCUUCUUCAGCAGCUUGCGCGCCAUCUCAUGGAUCUCACUCUUCGAGUCGUUGUAG